Parasteatoda tepidariorum (common house spider) is the source of this 510-nucleotide messenger RNA. RefSeq lists its product as uncharacterized. Lineage: Eukaryota; Metazoa; Arthropoda; Arachnida; Araneae; Theridiidae. The record is from RefSeq and is a predicted model, not a curated record.
AUGCAAUUACUUUGUGCUCAACAACAGUUGACUAAUUUAAUUAAAAGGAAAGCAGCUAUUCUGUAUAAUAGACUAAUUAGACUUCCUUAUAAUUCAUAUUGGCGAGAAUACGACUGUGGCAAGACUCGUAAUAUGAAGACUCAAAAAGGCUUCAUCCAGUGUGUUCGUGAAAAUACCCAAUAUAAUGUAGUCAGCAAUGCGCCAUACGAACUGCUGUUAUUAGCAAAUCCAUUAGAAUAUAUGAUUCUCGAGGUCAGAUUGGACACAGUUUUGAAUGUAUGGAAACGUGACGCCAGUCCUAAUGCACUCCGUGCUGUUGCUUUGAAAACCAUCAAUAUCCGUUUUCCCCUUGAUGAAUGGCGUCACAUUUACACUGACGGAUCUUUCUUGGAUUUCUCGCAGGGUGCUGGCGCUGGUAUUUUUAGUGAUAACUUUUCUUUUUAUCUACAUGCUGGGCCCCUUUCCACUCACUUUGAUGAAGAGCUCAAAGCCAUCCAUGUUGCUCUCUAA